Molecule: messenger RNA, 1853 nt
Organism: Trichobilharzia regenti
Lineage: Eukaryota; Metazoa; Platyhelminthes; Trematoda; Strigeidida; Schistosomatidae
Source: the annotation of a GenBank genome assembly
CAGGCAUUUUAUCAAACAAUAUAGAGUCCUAUUACUGACCUGAUGUAGUUUCAAUGCGUCUGAUGUAAAUUUAAGUGGGAAAUAGCACAAAGUCGUAGGAGUCUGGAAAUGAUAUUGAAAAGUCUUGAGAAACACGAAAUCCGAAUGAUGAAAUUAAGCGUGCUGUUUCAGUAUUAUGCCGACAUACAAAGGCGUAACAUAAUUUAAGGGCUGAGAUCCUACUUAAAUAGUCACAGUAUUUUCCCUAAUAUAUUAAUGAACGAGACCAUUAAUUUCCGGAACGUCCAUGCUGGUGGGAUGUGAAUGCCUGUAUAGGUCUCUGCUGAUUCGCAAGUAUACGUAAAUCUUGUUAGGUCAUCAACACUGGCCACUGCAUAAAAAGUCAAGGGAUACACCAUGUGCACUAAGUGGGAAAAGAGGAAGAAAUAAAGAGCAAGAGAAUUGGGAACUGUGUAGUUACACAGGUUAGACUGCUUAAAAGGAAACUAUUGAUUCGUUUACUGCCGAAAGAUAGCACAUGAUGUAGACGCUCUUGAAUAAGAUACCGCACUAUUGGAUUUGGAACGGUGCAUGCUUGUAUUGAUAUCAUACGAAGCAAUUUAAAUUAUGCUCAGCCAAUUUUGAAAGCGGUCUUACGAAGGUUUCUUAAAGUACAUGUUUUCUUGAGUGUAUGGAGUUGUUUUAUCAUGAAGACAUCCCACUGAGUCUGAUUACUGAGCAGCUGCCUGGUUGUCUGUGCGACAACAUUUGCAGUUUAAACAAUGUUUGUACUUGUCUAUCGAAGUCUGGGAAAUCAUAUGACGCGAAUGGUCUGCUGAUUAAUUUUGUCACACCUGUUUUUGAAUGCAACAGUGAAUGUAAAUGUAGUCAGUCGUGUGCUAAUCGAGUUGUCCAGAACUAUUUACAAGAUGCGCAGAAUUCAUUUGAGUCUGAUUACUCUAGUAAAAUCUGUGUGAGCAACUACCCAAUUAUGGGUAAGGGAUUAAAAGCUGUUCAAGAUAUAAAAUGCGGGGAACUUGUUUGUGUUUAUUUAGGUGAGGUGAUCCCUUAUAAAGAAGCUUGUUUAAGAGAAGCUCGUCAACUUUCCUCUUAUGGUCGUAAUUACAUUUUGAUACUGCGUGAAUAUAGUGAAAAUCGUCUUGUGUCAGAAACGUGCAUUGAUGGUAAUCAAGAAUUAUGGGGUUCUGUAAAGUCAAAAGCACGCUUUAUUAACCAUUCCUGCACACCAAACUUAACCGUGAUUCCUGUUCGAGUUGACAGUUUUAUUCCUUAUUUGGCUUUGUUUGCAAACAAGACCGUUUUAUCAGGCACACAGCUAUCAUAUGAUUAUGCACAGUCUGUACCAGGAGACAAAAUGCGGCUGUCCAGGACACCUUGUUUGUGCAACUCAGACUCAUGCCGUAUAUAUAUGCCUGAAGUAUGAACAGCAUAUUGUUGGAAGGAAUGAGAGUACUUCAUCAAAAUCUCUGAAGAAUAUAUGUUUUAAAAAGAAAGGUCAGAAAUUUUUCCCUGAAUUGAUAACCAAUCAGAGCCUGUAACCAUGAAAAUAGCACUUAAUUGAAGAUUUAUGAGACUCAAUGAAACGUUACAAUGAAGUACUUGCUCAAACAAGAUGACAUUAAUAUUGUUAUUAAAAGUGGAUGCUCACAAAUUACUUGUUUACCUUUUGAUGUAAAAAUUAUUUGGUAAUUGUUUGAUUUUUUAGAAGAAAUUUUUGGUAAUAAAUCUGUUAGAAGUCAAUGAGCCAGAGAUUGUUUUUGAAUGUUAGCUUUAGUAGAAACUAGAAAAAAGAACUGGAUUGUCUCACCAAGUUGUAUGAAAACUUUAGUUUUAAUAAAUUCAAUAUCUGCUUU